Molecule: messenger RNA, 987 nt
Organism: Lasiosphaeria miniovina
Lineage: Eukaryota; Fungi; Ascomycota; Sordariomycetes; Sordariales; Lasiosphaeriaceae
Product: glycosyl hydrolase family 61-domain-containing protein
Exons: 6
Coding region: 1-987 (328 amino acids)
Source: RefSeq, a predicted model, not a curated record
AUGAGAUCCCGCGGGUUAUUCAGUGCUUGUGCUGUUGCUGUAUCCGGCAUCGAGGCUGUGACGGCGCACACCUUCAUCUGGGGCGUUUUCGUCAACGGCGUUGACCAAGGGACGUACCGAGCGAUUCGCACCCCGGCGUACAAUAACCCACCGCCGCGCGGGUACGCCAACUCGCCCGUCAAAGACCUCGACUCGAUCGACAUGCGAUGCAACGUCCUCGGCGACAAGCAGGUCCCGUACACCAUCAAGGUGGCCCCGGGCGACAACUUGACCUUUGACUGGCACCACAACAACAGGACAGACGCAGACGAUGUCAUCGCCGACUCGCAUCACGGACCGGCCCUCGUGUACCUGUCGCCCGAUCCGCCGACGGACAACUCAUUCGUCAAGAUCUGGGAGGAGGGCCUGUACGAGCAGGGCACGACGCCCUUCACGCCGGGCAAAUGGGCCACGACGGCCGACAUAGCCGCGAACCACGGACACAUGAACGUCCGCAUCCCCGCGGGGCUGAAGGCUGGCCACUACCUCAUCCGCGCAGAGAUGAUUGGCCUACACGAGGCCGACGCCAACUACCAGAAGGUGCCGUUCCGCGGAGCCCAGUUCUACCCCAACUGUGUGCAGAUCGAGGUGGUCGGAGACGGCGCCGUCGAGCUGCCCGAGGGCGUCUCGUUCCCAGGCGCCUACAAGUACAGCGACCCUGGCGUCGUGUACGACAUUUACUGCUCGACCAAGACCACGCUCACCACCCCCUGCGCCACCACCACGUACCAGAUUCCAGUCUGGUCCGGCGCGUGGGCCGAGACCACGGCCGUCCCUCUCGGGCCCAUCUCGGGCGUUAGCACGGCGACGUUGUGGAGCAGCUGGAUCGUCAAGUCGGUGGUCACGUCGGCCACGUACGUCGGCAACGUGCCGCACGUAGUCGCCACAUCCACGUACGAGGCGUCGUGGUCGGCGCACUACGUGGCGCCCACCGCAGUCGCUGUUUGA